Fusarium sp. VM40 is the source of this 420-nucleotide messenger RNA. The record is from the annotation of a GenBank genome assembly. Lineage: Eukaryota; Fungi; Ascomycota; Sordariomycetes; Hypocreales; Nectriaceae.
AUGAGCGGCGAGAGAGUAUAUGGUACCAACUGGAAGAUCAACAAGAUCAACAACCCAGAAAGCGCGAAAUGGAACAUCCGAGUCCCAGGCCCAGACAUGGUCAAUCUCAUCAACGGAUUCGCCCCCAGAGACAUGGACGACAAAUGGAUGUGCUGCACCAAAGGACCUGACGACGAGGGAAACAUUCUUGUCCGUAUCUGCAGAAGCUGGAGCAGUAACGAGAUCAUCGCACUCAAAGGACGUGUUGACUCGGAUGCACACAAGAACCCCAGAAUUAUUGGACAGAAGGGGGGAGAAAUCUUGGAGAUCGUGUGGGAACCUGGAAAGAAGGGUGAAUAUGAGCCUAUGAAUGAGAAGAGGGCGAAGGAAUUUGCGAUUGGAUUCUGUAAAGGUUUACUUAAAUGCGAGCUGAGACCGUAA